Molecule: messenger RNA, 565 nt
Organism: Cylas formicarius (sweet potato weevil)
Lineage: Eukaryota; Metazoa; Arthropoda; Insecta; Coleoptera; Brentidae
Gene: mRpS18A
Product: large ribosomal subunit protein mL66
Exons: 3
Coding region: 67-534 (155 amino acids)
Biological process (GO): mitochondrial translation
Cellular component (GO): ribosome; mitochondrial small ribosomal subunit
Molecular function (GO): small ribosomal subunit rRNA binding; structural constituent of ribosome
Source: RefSeq, a predicted model, not a curated record
UUAUUUAGAAGAAGAGUGGGUCUGUGUAGAUGCUAACCUUUAAAUUUGCAAAAUUUGGAAAUUAAAAUGAAUACCAUUAAUUUAUUAGGGAAACACUUACUACAAAGUAUUUGUCGCACAAGAAUAAGGCAGAUUUCUAUAUCACCCGCGUUGAGACUGAAAGAAAUCCAGGAGAAUCAGGAUGGACAGUUAUUGACCAUAGAAGGCAAAUAUGUGCCAUCGCCCAGAGAACCUUACCUUUUAAAAUCAAAACACGACAAUGCAUGUCCAAUUUGUGCUUCAGGUUUGAACAUCAAGCACACGGACGUGCUCAUCCUAAGUCAGUUUGUCAGGUCUGAUGGGUGCAUGCUGCCAAAGAGAAUAACAGGUCUAUGCAAUAAGCAACAAAGAAGAGUUCAGUCUUUAGUGGCUAUGGCACAGAAAGCGGGAUUAAUGCCAAAUUUAGCACCCUCCUUUAGUAAGAAAGAUCCAAAAAAGAGAUUUGGAUGGAAAAAGUUCAAUAAGUACUUUGAUGAAACUACAAUCAAGACCUAAUUUUUUAAUAAAAUAACACUGUUAUUGCAAA